Blastomyces dermatitidis ER-3 is the source of this 2259-nucleotide messenger RNA. RefSeq names its product Rad21/Rec8 N terminal domain-containing protein. The record is from RefSeq and is a predicted model, not a curated record. Bases 1 to 2259 code for a protein of 752 amino acids. Gene Ontology annotation, biological process: synaptonemal complex assembly; replication-born double-strand break repair via sister chromatid exchange; mitotic sister chromatid cohesion. Lineage: Eukaryota; Fungi; Ascomycota; Eurotiomycetes; Onygenales; Ajellomycetaceae. The transcript has 7 exons. Gene Ontology annotation, molecular function: chromatin binding; protein binding. Gene Ontology annotation, cellular component: cohesin complex; synaptonemal complex.
AUGUUCUACAGCCAUGAGAUCCUCACGUCCCGCGAGCAUGGCGUCGCGACGGUUUGGCUCGUUGCGACCCUCGGUGCAAAAUCUGCGGCGAGAAAAGUUAAUCGCAGGGCCAUUCUUGAUGUCGAUGUCCCCAAAGCUUGCGAAACUAUCAUACGUCCAGAGGCACCGAUGGCCUUGAGGUUACAGGGCAAUUUACUAUACGGGGUUUCGAGAGUGUAUCACCAGCAGUGCGGAUAUGCGUUGAUGGACGCACAGGCAAUGCGGGAUAAGAUGCAAGCGAUGUUGAGGGAGAUCCGUUCAACAGGAUUGGAUCCCAGUGCUGGGAAGGCGAAACCUAGCCAGCUCGUUCUUCCGGAUGACCCUUCCUUUAUACCCGAUCUAAUGCUCCCAGGAUUAAACGUAGAUUUAUCUGUUCUGGACAUCUCCUUAGACAUCGGAUCUCCUCGAAAAUCCAGUCUUUUGUCAAGUGUCUUGGCCCCAUCGAGCAAAUCUAGCCAAUUUUCUGAUGGCCAGCUUCAGUUAAACAUCUCGUCGUCCGAUAUAGGGGGACAUUGUGCUGGUGCCUCUGGGUUCCCCAGUGAUAUCGGCAGCAGUGUUAGAAAGGAAGCCCAAUUUGAGCUUCCAGCUGCCUUCGCAGAAGAGACUGGUGUUUUGCUGCAACCGGACUUCGAGUUCGAUGGCGACGGAAAUAUAGUUGAAUUACCAGUGAAUCCAACUCUCAAAGAUAAAUGCAUAGCAGUUUCUGGCCGCAGUGCCACCAACGUCAACUCCAGGCUGAGGACAGAGGAAGAGGCAGAGUAUCAAGCUUUUCAAGAUCAGUUCCAGGACCAGAUGGUUCUUCACGAUGAUGUGGAAAUAAGGGAUGGAGGGCAUAGCAACUUUGGUUCCGGCGAUCCGGUUUCAAUACUCGAUUCCGCUGCCGAUCCUAACUUCGAGCCGGUGGUUGAGGCAUCAUCGGAAGCCCCCGAAGUGGAGCAGCGUUUAAGGAAGAGGACUAUCAAAACAUUGGGAUUCGAUGACCCCCCAGAAUUGAGGAAUUCUGACCUAGCACAAUGGAAUUCAGAUUACGCACAGAACAUGGCUCUCGCUACAAAACUAAAGCAAAACAAUAGGCUUAUAACGCUAGCAAAGAAAAAUGCUGUAUCCUGGGUAAUGGGGGACAGAAUUUGCUGCGUGGACAUUGGUUUGGGUGUUUCGGAUUUUGAGCAUCCUCUGGACAUAUUCUCCGGAGAGCAACUGCUAGCCGCAUUAACAGGAACCAAAAUUCGUACAACCCGCCGCAAACGAAGCUGGGAUGAGGACAAAUGCGCUGAUUCAGGAGAUGAGGAAAGAAAUGUGCGUAUGAGAGGAGCUGCGGAGGAUGAAAUUGGGCGCGGAUAUGCAGCUGAACAUGACGAUGGCUAUGGCAUCGGAUUUGAGGACAUUGAAGUAGGCCGCCAUGCGCCCCUGCCUAUGUACGACGAUGCUUCAUCCCAGAUGCCAUGGAAUAUCACCGCCUCAAUCCGAGGAUCCCAGCCAGGCUCUUCUAUCCACUCUCGUCAAUUCCUCCCGAGCGUAGGGGGUUAUUCCAGCAUUGGUGGACCUCGCUCCAUCGCCAGCGGCGGCGGUCAUGACGGAAGCGUCAUGGGCGGCCCAUCAACAACAGCAUUAGGAAGGCGCAUGGGGCGGAUGACAAGCGCCAGUCCCUUGGCCGGCCGCGGGAUGAUGGGCCCUGGUAUGGGGGAUAUUUCAAUCAUGGACGACGGGGAAUUCGACAUAAGAUCCAAUCUAGGGGAUAACAUGGACCUCGACAGCUCGGUGACUGGGCGCGGUGAAUUGGCUAGCACCCGUAGCCAUCAUCACGACUCCUUUGAACUCUACGGGCCCUCCGCAGCGGUUGAUACGCAAACGGCCGCUGAGUCACAGUGGCUUGCAGCAACCCUUGAUCAGGAGAGUGCGAAUUUCCUCGACUUUGUCAAAAGUAAAAUUGGAGAAGCGGGCGAGAAGAAGGUAAACGCCCCAGCUGCUGCUGCUGGUACUGUUGAGAGCGGCGGUCAUGAAAACGAUCACGACAAUGCUAUUGCUCCCACUACUACCGUGGAGAUUUCAUUUUCCACCCUCCUUCCAUCAACAGUCAACAGUCGCAUCGUCGCCACGCAAGCACUGCUUCAUACCCUCACUUUGGCGACUAAGGGGGCAUUGCACGUGCGACAGGAAAAGGGUAUUCGAUCCGAGGGUGGUCAGGGGGAGUUCGGGGAAAUUUUCAUGUGGCUCGUGUGA